Penicillium chermesinum is the source of this 822-nucleotide messenger RNA. Its product is annotated as Frag1/DRAM/Sfk1 family protein. Bases 1 to 822 code for a protein of 273 amino acids. Gene Ontology annotation, cellular component: plasma membrane. The transcript has 4 exons. The record is from RefSeq and is a predicted model, not a curated record. NCBI's taxonomy places the organism in Eukaryota, Fungi, Ascomycota, Eurotiomycetes, Eurotiales, Aspergillaceae.
AUGUGGAUUAUCUCUUUCUGGAUCUUUCCGGUCAUCUCGGCCUGCAUGUGGGUUGCGAUGCUCAUUGCCAUGAUCGCCACCUGGGCCAGAGAUGGUGAGCCCAUCUACCCCAACAUGGACAGGAGCAGCGGCCAGACCAUUGCAUACAUCUCGGACGUGGGUGCUUGGGGAGCAAAACCUCUCUUUAUCACGGGCAGUGUCAUCACGGUCGUCUUCUUGGACUUGGCCUUCCUGUCGGAGCGCUGGCUUCGACACGCUGGCCAGCUGAUCCCCAACAAGGGGAAAUUCGACAAGGCCUGCUCUAUUCUCUCCAUCUUUUUCGCUAUUGCUGGUGCCCUUGGUCUGAUCCUGCUGAGUAUCUUCGACACGGCGCGCCACCCUCACCUACAUGACGGGUUCCUUAUUAUGUUCAUUGUCGGAUACCUCGUCAGUGCCAUUUUUAUCUGUGCCGAGUAUCUGCGCAUCGGAAUUUUCUACCGAUCGCAGCACCGCAUCCUGCUUGUCAGCUUCUGCAUCAAGCUUGCCUUCGUCAUUAUCGAGAUCGGUCUCGCAAUCGGAUUCGGUGUGUGCCAUCAGAGCAGCAACAAAUCCUUGAAGAACCCGGGCGCCAUCCUCGAAUGGGUCAUCGCUUUUGUCUUCACUGGUUACAUCCUCUCUUUUGUCAUCGAUUUGUUGCCCGCGGUCCGCACUCGGAGACAUAUUCCACAAGGCGAGAAGGCUGCUAUGGCGCAAGCCCAGGCUCAUGAUAACAUGCCCGCCGCGUCUUUGGAGGAGCCUUUGACAACUGAUUCGGCCAACUACUACCGAGGCCAACGAGUUUAA